UGCUAAAGGUUGACACGAGAAGAUGGGGGUGGCCAAGUCUUAUCUAGCCCGCGCUAGUAAGAAGAUGAGAAAAUGGGCGGACAAGAAGAGGCGUCACUUGGAGUUUGAAGAGGGAGACAUGGUGAUGGUGAAGUUCUACCCUCAUCAAUUCAAGCAUCUCAAGAAUGUGCACAUGGGAUUGCUUCGCCGCUAUGAAGGGUCAUUCGCGGUCGUGAUGAGGAUUGGCAAAGUGGCGUACAAGGUGGAGGUUUCGUUGCAGUUAGAGAUCCAUCAUGUCUUUCAUGUGAGGCAACUCAAGGCUUUCCACUAUGACAAGGAGGAUGAGCAGCAGAGAGAGUCGCAUCGAGCACCAACACUCGUCACCAAAACGCAUGAUCAUCAAGUCGAAGAGAUCAUGGCACGUCGUGUCAGCCCUCGCCGUGGCGUACAUCCAAGCUUCGUGGAAUGCUUGGUCAAGUGGCGCAACCUUCCAGAAAGCUAGGAAACUUGGGAGAAAGAGCUCCCUGUCACUGCCUUGCUCUCGGUCGUGCAACCCCUAGCUCUCAAAUUCGUUAGAGAUGGUAGGCAGCCUUCUCUCAAAAUCACAAGCAACUAAAUAAAGCAAGAAAGAUAAACAAGAUGGGAGAACUCUCUAGUGUGUAUUACUCUAAAAAAAUAAUGGAAUGAGUUACAAGUGAGGAAGAUGGCUCCUUAUAUAGGUCUCUCCUCAUACAAAGCAUCAAUGCCCCCUCAUAAUGUCCCUAUACAUCAAUACACCCAUUAAGUCCCUCCAUUACGCACUCUAUAAAUGUCACCCAUUAUGUGACUCAUAAGUGCACCAUUAAGUUCUCAUUUAGGUGGAGAAUCCUAUAAGCAUCUCUAUGCUUCUAGUCUUCCAUACAUGCCACAUGUGCAGCCACCCUAUUGUCACCUUGUUGGCGCCAUGUCAUCUUCCAUAUGUGACAUCCAUAUGCAUAUCCAUGAAAGAUUCUAAAGUACUAAAUUGAAACCAUACCAUACUUGAUUGAGUUUCAUGUAUCCAUGAAUAUAUAUGGAUAAUAAAUUUCCUUUAUGUUGUCCACCAUUGUAUUACUAAUCACAGAUAUAUUAUUGCAAAAGUGAAUAUUCAUAAAUAACAAAUCAUCAAGACUAAGAGAAAUGACUAAAUUAAAUGUUUGGUCACUCAAAUUAUAUAAAUCUUACACGUUUGUCAUCCAAAUUACUUUUCUUUUUUAUUUAUCACUACCUUUAUGAAUCGUUUCUCCGUUAGUCACCGGUCGCUAGUCUCUGUCAGACUACAUUAACUCCAUUAAUUUUUUGAUGAUGUGGCAAACACAAAUAUUGAUUCGACCGUUAAAUUAAUGAUAUGUCAAUUAAAAACACGAAUCCUCUCCCAGCUCCUCAACCACUGCCACCGUUUGAAGAAGGUGACAAUGACAAUGAUGUCGAAUUUGGAAUGAAGACCCCUGACGACAAUCAACUCUUUCCCGGUUGCGACUUGUGACCCCCUUUAGGUUUAAUCUCAAAUCUAAACCCCCUACCGACGUAACAUAGACAUUGUGGUUGACGAUACAGGACUCGAUUGCAUGGAUGUGAGCCCGCGUAGCUUUCCUGUACAUGGGCGCUAGGCCGUGCUUGGGCCGGCACGGCACGAGCAUGCUUCGGGCCCAUUUAUUUCGUGUCGUGCUUGGCACGGCCCUUCAGUUUUUGUGUCGUGCCAUGCAAUCCCAUUUGUUAACUAUGAUAGGCCCGAACAAGGCCCGAGCACGAUUCGAAUCGUGCCGUGCCUAUUCGUGCUCGUGCCAUGCUCGUAUUCGUGUUUAAUGAAAAGGACGAAAACAAAAGAGAGAAUGAAAAAGAAGGUGAAAAUUUGACGGGGGAAGAUAGUAUUAACCGAUAAUGUUUGAGAAAAGUAACAAAUAAGGGGGAAAAGAAAAAGUAACAAAUAAGGGUGAAUAUUUAAGGUUCCAUAUGUGCGCAUAGAGUAAUAAAUAUGUGAUGAUUAUUCGGUUAGCAUGUGAAUUUUAAAUUGACCCAAAGGUGGAUUUACUAUUUCAUAUGUUCUUAUCAUCAAUAUUUAAUUAUUGUGUCAUAAGACAUCACUUACAAGUUAAUAUUUUGUCCAAAGAUAAAAUAUUAAUGGAGUG
Molecule: messenger RNA, 2126 nt
Organism: Linum trigynum
Lineage: Eukaryota; Viridiplantae; Streptophyta; Magnoliopsida; Malpighiales; Linaceae
Source: the annotation of a GenBank genome assembly